Paramuricea clavata is the source of this 2377-nucleotide messenger RNA. The record is from the annotation of a GenBank genome assembly. Lineage: Eukaryota; Metazoa; Cnidaria; Anthozoa; Malacalcyonacea; Plexauridae.
AGACCAACGGACGAAGCGAGAUGACUUCGUAUUUUAUUCGAAGAGACUUAUGAGAAUUGUCAUCGAAUACGCGCUUUCGUUUUUACCGUUCGAGGUGAAACACUUUCCAAUUGUUUUUGAUUAAAUGCUGCGCGACAUAUGCAGUGCCUUUUUAUUAAGUUUUAAGUUAAUUCAAAGGAAUCUUUAUUCCAUUCCAGGACUAUGAGCUUACGACGAAAGGUUCUACGUAUCACGGCAAGAGAUUUACAGGGGAAGGGGUGAGUGUAGAGUGCAUGCUUUUGAGUUUAUUAAGAGGCAAUUUUUUUCAAUGUCACGUAUUUGCAAUGAAAAGUGUUCAAAACCUAAAAUCUUUUUGGCGUUCCUCUCAAAAUUACUUUGUUUUAGCUCUCUAGUUUAUAGAGUUAGCAACCUUUUUAAAUGCAUGCUUGAUGCCCGCGAGGAAUGCUGGUCUUAGUAGUCAUCGUCCAGGAAAAUUAAACAAUUCAAAAUGGCCACUAUCGAAAUUUUCCUGGGCGAUGACUUCUAAGACCAGCAUUCCACGCGGGCAUCAAGCCUUGUGACGUCAUUAUGCAUAAGGUCUAUUAUUUUAAGACCUCGAGUAGAGGUCCCACAAAGGAUUGAACCCGGGUCUCAUUGACACGACACCACAAGAGCUGUGCUUAUUUUUAUCCUACGAGUAUUAGUUUCACACGACUCCAGUAGUUCUAAUGAUAUUCAAAUGUAAUUGUAUUCCUAGAUUUGUGGUGUGUCUAUAUUAAGAGCGGGCGAGACAAUGGAGCCAGCAUUGGAGUCAGUGUGCAAGGAUGUUCGCAUUGGUAAAAUUUUGAUUCAAACUAAUGAAGAUACAGAUGAACCAGAGGUAGGAUAUCUCGUGAAAAACGAAACGUACUAAAAUCAAUCUCGGAUACCUGGAACGUCACAAAAAAAUGUGCUACUGUGACAGAAUAGCUUCUUUGUUUAACACUUAGUCCAGUCAGAGGCCGUGGAAGCAUUUCGAAAGUGGAGGGGCAUUGGCAAAAGGGGCACUUUUGUAUAUGACCAAAAUCAAACGAUUUUAUGUCGUUCACGAGCCGAACGAAUUUUUGAAAAUAUGGAGUCUCUAUAACGUCGGAAAUGGCCUUUACAAAGUCUUAACUACUGCAAAAAUGGCACUUUCUUUCCAGCAAAAGAGGGCGUUUAUUCAAGAAAUACUUUUUUCGUUCUUCAAAUGGGGCACUUUAGCCCGAAAAAGGGGCAUUUUUUUCACUUUUAAAAAAGUGUGGAAGAGGGGCACUUGCCCCAUUGCCCCCGGUUCCGCGGCCCCUGAGUCCAGUCACGAUUCAGUAACCGUAACAUUCUUUCAUUGUCUUUUCGUUGUUUUGGAAAUCCCACUGUUUUCAUGUUAUCCAGUCGUUCAUUGUUUUGUCAUUUUUGCGACGUUCUGUAAACGUUCUGUUGAGAAAACUUUAACCUCGUUUUCAGCUGCACUUCCUUCGACUACCACGUGACAUACAAAAAGACCACGUGAUCUUACUGGACGCAACGCUGGCCAGUGGUGCUGCAGGUACGGUUGUUUUGACAUCAAUUAAUGAACAUUUAAAAAAUGUGGUGAUUACGAGGUUAUCUAAUGUUUAUGUAAUCUAUCUAUCGUGCAUUGUUCUUGUAUUUCUGUUUAUUUUUCAGCUUUGAUGGCUAUUCGAAUUCUCUUGGUAAGUUGAAGUUCAGGUCUCAGCUUUUGAUUCAGGAUCCGUUCCCUUGAGAGCUAGCUAGUGGACACUUAAGGACAUGCAUUGACAGAACUAUUUUUCAGGACCACUACGUUAAAGAAGAAAACAUAUUAUUUGUGUCUUUAAUCGCAGCUGAAACAGGUGGGAUUUUAACAUUAAAAUUAAUAAUUAAUUGCCGUUUAGCUGUUGUGGUGUCCCAGCUUCUUUAAUGCAAUUAUUGUAUGAUGUUUGGAAGCGAAGCACGAUAAAUAAUGGCUAGGUCUUAGCACAGCACAGAGAAAGAAGAGAAAAUGGGAUUAGAUACAAGAGGAAAUGGGGUUAGAUACACUUGAAUUCGCCUAGUAAUGCCACCUGCCUGUUUGUCCAUAUGAUAGAAAUUUACCAAUGAUGAACUGAACAGUUUUUCCAUGGUUCCUUCUUCAGGUGUUCAUUCUGUCGCGUACGCUUUUCCUAAUGUAAGAAUUGUAACUGGUGCUGUAGAUGCUGAACUGAAUGAAUCCUUUCAUAUUCUUCCGGGUAUUGGUAAGUUCAUCAGUCAACUACAAUCGUACACAGUGUUAUUAGAGUACAAUACUUUGCAACUCGGUAAGAGCACAAUAUUUUUUUGAAAUUCUGUUCUUUUACAUUUAGGUAAUUUUGGUGACCGUUAUUUUGGUACAGAUUCGACGUAA